AUGGGAUUUGAGAAAGCUGGCACUGAAAGGAUGCUGCAACUAGCAGAACUGGAGACCCUUCGACUCAAAGCUUAUGACGACUCUAGACUAUACAAAGAGAGGGUGAAGGCUGUGCAGGACAAGCAUGUCAAAAGAAAAGAGUUCAGACCUGGGGAGUUAGUUCUCCUUUACAACUCCAAACUGAGGCUCAUACCAGGCAAGCUAAGAUCUAGAUGGGAAGGUCCCUAUAGAGUGAAAAAGGCAGAGCCAUACGGAGUCUUCCACCUGAGUCAUCCUUCAAGCUCCAAAUUCAUCAAGGUCAAUGGACAUCGCUUGAAGCUGUAUCAUGGUGAGAAAAUGAAGAACCAUAAAGAGCAAGAGGUCUUCCUCCUGGAAGAUCCACCAUCAGCAGACGAAUGA
Molecule: messenger RNA, 399 nt
Organism: Arachis stenosperma
Lineage: Eukaryota; Viridiplantae; Streptophyta; Magnoliopsida; Fabales; Fabaceae
Exons: 1
Coding region: 1-399 (132 amino acids)
Source: RefSeq, a predicted model, not a curated record